Messenger RNA from Acyrthosiphon pisum (pea aphid), 1881 nucleotides. Its product is annotated as protein maelstrom homolog. Gene Ontology annotation, cellular component: nucleus; P granule. The transcript is spliced from 3 exons. The record is from RefSeq and is a predicted model, not a curated record. Gene Ontology annotation, biological process: spermatogenesis; male meiotic nuclear division; negative regulation of DNA-templated transcription. Gene Ontology annotation, molecular function: sequence-specific DNA binding. NCBI's taxonomy places the organism in Eukaryota, Metazoa, Arthropoda, Insecta, Hemiptera, Aphididae. The coding region runs from base 225 to 1697 and encodes 490 amino acids.
GGUAUGGGUGUGGAGAUUAUCAGUUAUCGAUUGUCAUCAUAAAUUCGUAAAAGCACAUUUUCGUACGAUCGUACUUCGAUUUUCGUUAUUGGGUAGUGCCGACGAACAAAGACGUAUAAUUAUUGCAUUAUUACAAUACAUCUAUUGUUUGGUUCUACAAUAGUUGUAGUACAUAUAUUCCAUUGAAAGCGGAACUUGUGGAAAGCGGAGGAACGCCAACAGAAAUGGCUCCUAAAAAGAAAGUUUACAAUGGAUAUGCAUUAUUCAUGAUGGAGACUCGAGAUAAAUUAUUAAGUCAAGGGAUUAAAGUAAGCAUGGCUGAUAUGGCAGUGCAUUGCAAAAAAGAUUGGGAAAAGAUGUCUGAUGAGAUGAAAGAAAACUAUAAGACAAAAGGUAAACAGAUGAAAAGUGAUGCAAAAGUAGAAAAAUAUACUUCAAUUGGUGAAAAAGUAGAAGAUGUAGUAAGACAAUCAGAUGAAAAUAAAUCACAAACAGAUGCUAUGUACGCAUAUAUAGAUGUAUUGCUUGACAUGAAACCAGCCAGUCAUUAUCUUCCCAAGCAAAAAUUUAUUCUGAUUCAUAUAAACCCUUAUACAUGCGAGAAAGAAGGAUUUUAUUUUCCUGCCGAGAUAUCCAUGGCAGAAUUCUCUUUAGAAAAAGGCUUGAUACGCAUGUUUCAUCAGUUAAUUGGAUUUGAUAAAGUUAGAACAAAUGCUCCGCGUGCUCCUACGGCAGAUAUUAACAAUCAUGCUGCUAACAAUCAUAAAAUUGACGUAUUCUCAAUGUUUCCCAAUAAUUAUACAGAAGUAUUAUUAAAAAUGAUUGGUUUUAUCAUGAACAAAGAAGUGAAUGCAGCUAUUCUAAGUGACUUAACAUUAGACAUGCCACCAGUAUAUACAGCCCAUAAACCUAUUGAAAAUGAACUUAUGAUUACUAGUGCAAGUUUAUUUAAGUUGUUUGAAAGUGCAGUAUAUGAUGCCGAAAGAAGUGAUUUCAAUAACAUUAUUAGAGUGUACCAUUUAGAUAAACUAUUCAUGAAACUGAAAAAUGCAUGUUAUAAAGUUAAAAAUCCAGGUACACAUGAUGAAGCUUUACCUUCUGUUGCUUUGGCUACCGAUAGUUUAUCAAAAGAUGUGAUAAAUACAAUAAAAACAAUUGGUUGUAAUUUUCAUGAAAAACUUGAACUUCCUCAUGUUUGUAGUAACUAUUUUGUAUGCAAGUGGAUAAACAUUUUAUCAGCUCAUUGUUGUCGCUAUAUUGACAUAGAGCUUGUAUCUGGUCAGCAUUAUGAUUUUGAUUUAUCUAAAACAGACAGUCCAGUCGAAGAACGUUUAGAAAAAAUUCAAAUUUCUGAAUUUGCUGCAAAUUAUUCCGAUAAGGAAAUAAAUCAACCGAAAACUUUAGGGGCCAAUAGUUGGCCAGCACUUGAAGGUACAUCAACAAAUAUUCAGAAACCAAUAUGGAACAGGCCAGAAUGUAAAGAAAGGACAAAUAGCAAAACUGUAACAAAUGAAGAAGACAAGUUUCCUCCACUUGAUGAAUCAAAAGAUGCUCCUGUAAGAGCAAUGAACAGCUGGUGGAAGUUAGGAGGUCAUGGCAGGGGUGUUAUAAGUCAAGUUAACAGUAAUAACCAAAACCAAUUGAAUGACAACUCAAAGCCACCAUCCAGGGGAAGAGGCAUUUUAAGAAAUAAAUAGUAUAGACAUAAUAGUUGAUAAAUUGUUUAUUAAUACAUUUUUUACCGUAAAAACUUAAAUGAAAAAAAAUUCUCUUAAUUAAUUUUUAAGCAUAAAAAGUUUAAAAAGUAUAUAAUCAUAAAUUUCUGUAAUUUAAAACGGGUUGUUUUAGUGCAAUAAAGAUUAAGAAACUCUUGCAUAGAAA